Messenger RNA from Ceratina calcarata, 2018 nucleotides. RefSeq names its product Spermidine Synthase (gene SpdS). Gene Ontology annotation, molecular function: spermidine synthase activity. NCBI's taxonomy places the organism in Eukaryota, Metazoa, Arthropoda, Insecta, Hymenoptera, Apidae. Gene Ontology annotation, biological process: spermidine biosynthetic process. Bases 863 to 1759 code for a protein of 298 amino acids. Gene Ontology annotation, cellular component: cytosol. The transcript is spliced from 5 exons. The record is from RefSeq and is a predicted model, not a curated record.
GCUUACUACGCGACAGUCUCCAAUUCAUUUAUUUUAAUGAAUAUUCUGUCGAGCCGAAUUCAUUGUACUAUUUGUUACAAGAAUUCAUUUUUAGUGAAAUUCGUUCUCCUUUUGUGACCCCGAUACCAAACUUCUAACAUUUCAUAGACUUUUUUAGUAAAAUAAGUGAAAAGAUUAAACAAUGAAGAAUAAUUCAUUGUAAAUUUUCUAUCUAUAUAUUUAUAAUAUAUAAUUGAAAGGUCUUUAAACAUAUACAUUAAAUACCGGGACUAAUAUUUUGUUGUAACUGAAAGAUAGUCUAAAUUUAAAAUUGUAAAUGAAACGUGAUAAUCCGUAUAAAAGUUCACAGGCCAUUUACUAAACGAUAAUUUAUCUAACCUCGAAUAUAAUUACGAUUAGCCUACGAAUUUUAUGCAAUCAUAAAAGAGCUAAAUAUAAAUAUAAAGAUACGAAGACAUGAAUUGAUAUCAAGAUACUUUUUCAAAUUGAUCCGAUAAGCGUUUUAUCUUCCGUAAAAAUCACAAAAAUAAUUUUAUACGUGUACAUGUUCGUGUUUUACAUUUACUCUGACGAACGAGUUUCAGCCCGAGUGUUGGACAGGACAAACAUGUUUGGCCGCGUAAAAAAAGGAGACGUUGUUACCAGUUUAUUAUUAUUUCAUUUUAUUUGUUCUGCUCGCCUGGCUCUGUAACUCAGUACCAUUCAGUCGAUUCGAAUCGCGAGUCGAGCAACAUCAAAACUACUUCCCCUGCAUACAUUCGUAGGUAUUGCAGUAAAGAGGAGAAAAUUUACUUCGGCUGUCGUGGUAAAGUGAUAGUAUACAGCACGUAGCUGCAAGGACGAGGAAAGAAGAGAGACGAGAAUGGACGCGAUUAAACCGGGAUGGUUCAGCGAAGUGGACGAUCUCUGGCCAGGUGUAUCGUUGUCCCUGGAGGUCGUCAAAAUCCUUCACCGUGAACGAUCCGAAUACCAAGACGUGAUGGUCAUCGACACGAGAUCAUAUGGAAGGACCCUAAUUUUAGAUGGAAUAAUUCAAUGCACGGAGAGGGACGAGUUCGCUUACCAAGAAAUGAUCGCAUUUUUACCCUUGUGCAGUCAUCCGAACCCGAAAACGGUUUUGAUAGUAGGGGGUGGAGACGGAGGUGUGGCUCGAGAGGUGGCCAAGCACCCACAAGUGGAACAAAUAACGCAAGUAGAGAUAGACCCCAAAGUACUUGAAGUGUCUAAAACGUAUUUACCACAUAUGGGUAUAGGAUUGCAGCAUCCUAAAGUCACCCUAAAUGUAGGAGAUGGUUUCCAAUUUUUGAAACAACAUCAAGGCGAAUUUGACGUUAUUAUUACAGACAGCAGUGACCCCAUUGGUCCAGCAAAAUGCCUAUUUCAAGAAUCGUACUUUAGCUUAAUGAAGACUGCGUUGAAACCCGGAGGAAUCGUGUGCAGCCAAGCUGGUACUGCUUGGCUGAAUCUGAACCACGUGAAAGAUACGGUACAACAUUGCAAAGCAAUAUUUCCAGUGACUGCUUAUGGUGUUGCUUCCGUUCCCACCUACCCAACAGGGCAAAUCGGUUUCGUGCUGGGAGGAUUGAGUCCCGAAACGAAUUUCAAACAAGCACAGAAAGUUUUCACUGAAAGAGAACUGGAUCAAAUGAAUAUGAAAUAUUAUAAUAGCGAGGUUCAUCAAGCAGCAUUCGUUCUGCCAAGGUUUAUAACGAAAACGCUGAACGAUGCGCUAAAUGUAAAUGUAAAAACUAGCCAGUAAAGACGAGAGAUGAAGACUUAAUUUUUUUUUUAUACGUAAUGUACAAGUGACAAACAAGUAUCACCACAGACAUAAAAAAAUCACAUAAUUUCAUCAGAUGUUUGUACCUUCAUUGUAAUAUAAAAUACAGCGACAUAGUAAAAUGUAAUAUAUGGCUAACACGAAAAACUAAUUUAUAAAACAUUCUUACAUUUUCUAAAUGUACUUUAUGUAAUCUAUCAUUGUCAUAGUUUUGAAUACACGUAUUUUCAAUUUUGUA